Maudiozyma barnettii is the source of this 699-nucleotide messenger RNA. RefSeq names its product ESCRT-I subunit protein SRN2 (gene SRN2). The transcript has a single exon. The coding region runs from base 1 to 699 and encodes 232 amino acids. NCBI's taxonomy places the organism in Eukaryota, Fungi, Ascomycota, Saccharomycetes, Saccharomycetales, Saccharomycetaceae. The record is from RefSeq and is a predicted model, not a curated record.
AUGCCUCUUUUUGCCCUUAUUCAGAUAUAUAUACUCCAUUCAUUUUUUGUCGUGAAGGUAUCAGAAAAUAUAAAGGUAAAAAGGCCCUUCUGGCUUACAUAUUCCAGUAGUAAAAAGUCGAUAGACAAUACGAUUCCCCACCUAAAUAUACAUUAUAAUAAAUUAAUUGCAUCAACUGAAUUACAUGUACAUAUGAUUCCACUUCCAGAAUCUGCGAAUCUCCUUUCAAAUAGUGAGUUACUCAGUUUAAUAAAGGUGCACUCCGAUAAGCUUCAACUAUACAUAUCUCAAUUUCAAUCAGUGGAAAAACUACAGAAUGAAUUAAAUAGUGAUAAGGAUUUAUUAUUGGAACUCCGAGAGAAAUUUAUAGAGCUUCAGAAGAAUAUAGACUCUACAAAUGCUGACUUAGAUAGUCUUCGUAUUUUAAACUCUCGAUAUACUAAACUUUGGCAAGAUCUCAACCAAACUGUAAAUAGACAAUACAGUGAAAAUACCUUAAAGUCCAAACUAAAUGAAAAGGUGUCUCAUUUUGAGAUUGAAAGUAAUAAAAUUGAGACUACUAUAAUAGCUAAGGAAGCAACACCCGAAAAACUUGAUUUGGAUGAUGUGUUGUACCGCUACAUUAAUGCGAGGACUAAUUAUCAUUUGAAUAAAGAGAUAAUGUCGACUUGGAAUAACCAAGGUCCAUUGAAAAAAUAG